Messenger RNA from Nycticebus coucang (slow loris), 2157 nucleotides. RefSeq names its product zinc finger FYVE-type containing 27 (gene ZFYVE27). The record is from RefSeq and is a predicted model, not a curated record. Gene Ontology annotation, cellular component: endoplasmic reticulum tubular network; growth cone membrane. Gene Ontology annotation, biological process: protein localization to plasma membrane; positive regulation of axon extension; endoplasmic reticulum tubular network formation. Gene Ontology annotation, molecular function: metal ion binding. Lineage: Eukaryota; Metazoa; Chordata; Mammalia; Primates; Lorisidae. The transcript is spliced from 13 exons. Bases 192 to 1442 code for a protein of 416 amino acids.
GCGGCGGCGGCUGGGAAGUAGGCGGGGGAGAUUCUUGGACCUGCAACUUCCGAACGGCCCUGGGAGGAGGCGCGGCGUCAGGGUGGGGCGGGACUGAGGAAAAGACUGUGGCCCAGCGGCCCUAACAGUGCGCCCCUGCCUGACCCUGACCGUCCCUGCCCCUUCCUCCACCGAGCCAGAGACCAGGUAGGAUGCAGACACCAGAGCCUGAAGGGAGUGGUCCGGAGGUGAGCCCCAGCGUGAUGCCUGAGGCUCUCCCAGAGUCUCCACCUGUCCCUAGCAAGUCCCCAGCGUUUGAUCUUUUCAACUUGGUUCUUUCCUACAAGAAGCUGGAGAUCUACCUGGAACCCCUGAAAGAUGCAGGUGACGGUGUACGAUACUUGCUCAGGUGGCAGAUGCCUUUGUGUUCCUUGCUGACCUGCCUGGGCCUCAACGUCUUGUUUCUCACUUUGAAUGAGGGUGCAUGGUGCUCAGUAGGAGCCCUGGUGAUUUCGGUACCCGCCCUGCUGGGUUACCUUCAGGAGGUUUGCCGGGCACGGCUGCCCGAAUUGGAGCUGAUGCGGAGGAAGUAUCACAGCGUGAGGCAGGAGGACCUGCAGAAAGUUCGCAUGUCUCGCCCUGAGGCCGUGGCUGAGGUGAAAAGCUUCUUGAUCCAGCUGGAGGCCUUCCUGAGCCGCCUGUGCUGUACCUGUGAAGCAGCCUACCGGGUGCUGCAUUGGGAGAACCCAGUUGCAUCCUCACAGUUCUAUGGGGCUCUCCUAGGCACAGUUUGCAUGCUGUAUCUGCUGCCACUCUGCUGGGUCCUUGCCCUUUUAAACAGCACGCUCUUUCUGGGGAAUGUGGAGUUCUUUCGAGUGGUGUCUGAGUGCAGGGCAUCUCUGCAGCGGUGCAUGAACCCCAAGCAGGAAGAGCAUGCCUUUGAGAGCCCACCGCCACCGGAUGCUAGGGGGAAGGACACUGUGCUGGACAGCACACCUGCCCUCACACCCACGGAGAGUCUCUCUUCCCAGGACCUCACUCCAGGCAGUGUGGAAGAGGCCGAAGAGGCUGAGCCAGAUGAGGAGUUUAAAGAUGCAAUUGAGGAGACCCACUUGGUGGUGCUGGAGGAUGAGGAGGGUGCCCCGUGCCCAGCAGAGGAUGACCUGGCCCUGCAGGACAAUGGGUUUCUGAGCAAAAAUGAGGUGCUGCGCAGCAAGGUUUCCCGGCUCACAGAGCGGCUCCGCAAGCGUUACCCUACCAACAACUUCGGGAACUGUACAGGCUGCUCUGCCACCUUCUCGGUGCUGAAGAAGAGGCGGAGCUGCAGUAACUGUGGAAACAGCUUCUGCUCUCGGUGCUGCUCCUUCAAGGUGCCCAAGUCCUCCAUGGGGGCCACAGCUCCCGAAGCCCAGAGAGAGACUGUGUUUGUGUGCGCCUCAUGCAACCAGACUUUGAGCAAGUGAGAACUGGCCUCCAGACCCUGGGGCCAGCAGCGGACCUCCCUACCCCUACCCCUGGCUCCCUAUGGUGUAUACUGGGCAGAUGUGGCCUGAAUGCUAGGUAGGCUUCUCCUUCCUUCCCUCACUGUCUCCAGCUGGGUUCUGGAGCUGUCCCCCACUCCUGCAGGUGGCUGACAUGCCGUCCAACCCUGAGGGGAGAGGAGCCCCCUGGAGAGCUUGGUGUGUCCUUCCCUGCUCUGCCCUGGGCUGAGUUCAGUGGACUCAGAGCUGGGCAGGGAGUAUCCACUAGAGGGCAGCAGUGAGCCAGGCCUGAUCCAGCUGGUCUCAGAUGAUCAGGGCCACUGUGGCCACACUUGGGAAAUUCUAGGAGAUCGGAGGUUGGGAAACCUGUUCUUCCCUUUCAGUGUAUUGGGCCAGGCCCAGCUCUUCUGCUUGAAUGUUCCUUCCAUGUACCAGGAUCUGAUCAUUUCCCCAUCAGAGGGUGUGGCCAUGGCUAACGAGACCAGGUGUGCUUCUAGAAGCAGCACUGAUGUUCCCAACUUCCAGAGGAGAAUGUGUAUAGAAGGAUUGGCUGAGUCCUUCAGUGUUAAGUGGAGAAAAGCAUGGAGAGAUCCUAACAGCUCAGAGAACCUUAGCCCCCUGCCUUGAGAGACUGACUUGCAGAUCUCAGCCCACAUAAUGCCCUGGUGUCCCUGGCUCCACUGCAGCAGCAGCAGUG